Acanthisitta chloris (rifleman) is the source of this 2754-nucleotide messenger RNA. RefSeq names its product MORC family CW-type zinc finger 3 (gene MORC3). The record is from RefSeq and is a predicted model, not a curated record. The transcript has 16 exons. Gene Ontology annotation, cellular component: PML body; nucleus. The annotation marks the transcript as partial. Gene Ontology annotation, molecular function: ATP hydrolysis activity; zinc ion binding. Lineage: Eukaryota; Metazoa; Chordata; Aves; Passeriformes; Acanthisittidae.
CUUUGCCCUAAGUUCUUGCACACCAAUUCCACCAGUCACACUUGGCCCUUCAGUGCCAUUGCAGAACUCAUAGACAAUGCCUAUGACCCAGAUGUGAGUGCAAAGCAGAUCUGGAUAGACAAAACAGUCAUCAACGACAACAUCUGCUUGACUUUCACCGAUAAUGGGAAUGGGAUGAACUCGGAGAAGCUGCACAAAAUGCUGAGCUUUGGCUUCAGCGAGAAAUCCAUGAUGAAUGGGCGAGUUCCGGUGGGGCUCUACGGGAACGGCUUCAAGUCAGGCUCCAUGCGCCUGGGGAAGGAUGCCAUAGUCUUCACCAAGAAUGGGGAAUCCAUGAGUGUUGGCCUCCUAUCCCAGACCUUCCUGGAGGUCACAAAAGCAGAACAUGUCAUGGUUCCCAUCAUCACCUUCAACAACCAACGACAGAUAAGUGAUCCAGCAGAAUACAGAAAUAGCCUCCAGGCCAUCCUGACACAUUCCUUAUUUUCCUCUGAGGAGAAAUUACUGGCAGAGCUUGAUGCUAUCAUAGGGAAAAAAGGAACCAGGAUUAUCAUUUGGAAUCUUAGAAGGGAUAAAAAUGGAAAACCAGAGUUUGACUUUGACAAGGAUAAAUAUGACAUCAGAAUUCCAGAGGACUUGGAUGAAACGGGCAAAAGAGGAUACAAGAAACAAGAGAGACUGGACCAAAUUGUCCCAGAAAGUGACUAUUCACUGAGAGCUUACUGCAGUAUUUUGUACCUGAAGCCAACCAUGCAGAUCAUCCUGAGAGGGCAGAAGGUGAAGACACAGCUGGUUUCCAAGAGUUUGGCCUUCAUUGAGCGUGACAUCUACAGGCCCAAGUUUCUCAAUGCCAAAACUGUAAGAAUUACUUUUGGCUUUAACUGCAGAAACAAAGAUCAUUAUGGAAUUAUGAUGUACCAUAAAAACAGACUCAUCAAAGCUUAUGAAAGAGUUGGAUGUCAGUUGAAGGCAAACAACAUGGGUGUUGGUGUGGUUGGGAUUAUUGAAUGCAACUUCCUGAAACCAACUCACAACAAGCAAGACUUUGACUACACAAAUGAGUACAGGCUUACAAUAGCAGCCCUGGGAGAAAAGCUCAAUGAUUACUGGAAUGAAAUGAAAACCAAGAAGAAUGAGGAAUAUCCAUUAGCUUUGCCCGUGGAGGAGAUCCAAAAACAGCCUGACCAGACCUGGGUGCAGUGUGAUGCCUGUCUGAAGUGGAGGAAGCUCCCAGAUGGAAUUGAGCAUCUGCCAGAGAAGUGGUACUGCUCCCUGAACCCUGACCCCCAGUUCCGGAAUUGCAAUGUGCCAGAAGAACCUGAAGAUGAUGAUUUGAUACAUCCAACAUAUGAGAAGACUUACAAGAAAAGAGACAAGGAAAAACUGAAGAAGAGACUAGAGUAUGGCCACCAGAUCAAUAAUGAAAUAUUUUUAAAAACAUCUGUUUCUUCAAGUAAAGACUUCAAACCCUUCUCAGCUGUGAGUGGAAAGGAAGCUCUGCCAAGGUUACUUCUGCUAAAGUCCUCAGAUGCUUCUGUCAGGAGAAGUCUGCCUAUCGUAAUUAAAUCGGUGUCUUCACCUCAAUCAGAUCCUGAUAACAGUCUGAAAAGGAGGACACAGAGUUGUGUGACACCUGUGUCCUUGAAGACACCUCGACUGAAUGACACAGGAUUCAACAACCAUCGUGGUGAUGAUGAUGAUGAUGAUGAAGAUGUCAUUAUUCUAGAGGAGAGCAGUACUCCAAAGCCUUCAGCAGAUCCUGAGGUUCCUGUCAUGAAAACUGAAUGUAUUAACUUGGAUCAAGAGGAGAAGCAGGAAGAGAACUCUAACACUGGAGAACUUUGCAGUGCAACCACUUCAGAGCCCAGAAGAGAACAGCUGACCUCAGCAACACAGACAGAGCGGCCAAGCUUGGUGGUUAAAAAGGAAGAGGUGGAAGAUGACAUCCAGAUUCCCAAGGCAGGGGUGGAAAUGGAACUGCACAAUGUCAAUGGUUUUCCUGAGUCAUCUGUGGAUGCUGAGCAGGGGCUGAGAAAUCAGCUGCAAGUAUUAAACAAAGAAAAGGAAGUGUACCAAACCAGGUGUGAAGCAUUAACCAAACAAGUGGAAACACUGGAAGAGAAGCUUUUAGAGAUGAAUAACAAGUGUGUAAAGAAAGAAAUGUGCCACCAGUCGACAGAGACAACUUCUCUGUGUGCAGAAGAAAGUGUCAAUGGGAGAAGUUUGGCAGAGCUGACAGUUCUGUAUGAACAGGCCUUGGAAGAAAUAGCCAAGCUAAAGGAGCAGUGCAGUACCCUGCAGAACCUAAAGACUGAGUGCAGCAAGUGUGCUGAGGGGGAGAGCAAGAGUGAGGUGGAUGAAAUUGCUGUGCAGCUGGAUGAUGUUUUCAGGCAGUUGGACAAGUGCACCAUUGAGAGAGACAAAUACAAAAGUGAGGUUGAAGUACUAGAAGUGGAAAAAAACCAACUUUCUUGUCAGUGUGAAGAGCUCAAGGCAGAACUGGCCCAGUUAAAAGCUUCCAUUCCCCAAGCAGUAGCACAUGCAAAUGAUUCUACCACCAGUAAUGUAGAAGACUCUGUAAAUUUUUCUGAUGGAGAAAGCCUCAAACUUCGCUCCCUUCGAGUCAACGUUGGACAACUCUUGGCCACCAUCAUGCCUGACCUAGACUUGCAGCAAGUCAACUAUGACAUUGACGUAGUGGAUGAAAUUUUAGGGCAAGUUGUAGAACAAAUGCAUGAGAUCAGCAGCACCUAA